Aspergillus oryzae RIB40 is the source of this 636-nucleotide messenger RNA. RefSeq lists its product as uncharacterized. NCBI's taxonomy places the organism in Eukaryota, Fungi, Ascomycota, Eurotiomycetes, Eurotiales, Aspergillaceae. The record is from RefSeq and is a predicted model, not a curated record. Bases 1 to 636 code for a protein of 211 amino acids. The transcript has 2 exons.
AUGCCUUCACAAGCUGGUCGACAGCCGAUUUUGCCUCCAAAAGGACCGAAACAUUCCUUUCCUACAUCCCAUGAACCCGAGAAGAAACUGCGUGCGAUAAUAGACCUGGAAAUACCAUGGAAUACCGAGACCAAUGAUAAUCCCAACGACUUGAAAGAACCACUUCGUACAAGGAUCGACCAAGAGAACCUUGAGAUAGAAAGGGUGGAGGGUGUUGGCACACUUGGAAACAACACGGGUUUAUCUUUGGCAAAAGAAGCGAGAAGGCGAGCCACAUUUGUGACUAUUGCCAGAAAGAGGUUUCUGCAUUUGCAAUACAAAAGACGGAAUAAGAAGAAAAAAUGGGUGAGAUUUACCGAGAAAGACCAGGACGACAUCGAGGCAGGGAACAAUACAAUUCAUAGUGCAGAUAUUGUCGAGGAUGCGCACUUCUACAAAGGAGAAAACGCUCGACAGGACACUUACUUGUUCCAGAUGAUUUAUGCGAUCCCGCCCUCAGCGUUUGAUAAGGUUGGCCACUUGAGAAAGGUAGAGUAUGCCUCGGAUUACAUCGAUACCCUGGAGAAAUCUUAUGAGGAAUUCCGAAAGAGGGAUAUGACCGACAACACCACUCAGGCCUUUGUACGUACGACUUAG